Messenger RNA from Chelmon rostratus (copperband butterflyfish), 1571 nucleotides. RefSeq names its product adenylate kinase 8 (gene ak8). The record is from RefSeq and is a predicted model, not a curated record. The transcript has 15 exons. Lineage: Eukaryota; Metazoa; Chordata; Actinopteri; Chaetodontiformes; Chaetodontidae. Gene Ontology annotation, cellular component: cytoplasm. The coding region runs from base 144 to 1565 and encodes 473 amino acids. Gene Ontology annotation, biological process: nucleoside triphosphate biosynthetic process. Gene Ontology annotation, molecular function: AMP kinase activity; ATP binding; nucleoside diphosphate kinase activity.
CUGCAGGUGAGGAGUGUUUACGUCUGUUCCUCACGGAAGUUUUAUCAAUGAUUUUAUAAAAUUCAACGUUCGUUUCUGUUUCCAUCGUUUCAAGACUCAACAAGAAGGAAACUAGAAAAGGAAAAGUAUCCAGUAUUGUCCUGAUGGAUGAGACGGCGAAACCUCUGAGGAUUUCACCUCAGAUAUCCAUCUACGCUGACAAGCACAACAUCUUCCACCUGGUGCAGAGCUUGUUGUCCAGUCUGGUGAUCGAUCAACCUGAAGAUCCGAUCUGUUACCUGAUCAGCCUGCUGCAGAGGAGCAGCUCAGACAUUCCCAGGGUGAUGGUGCUCGGUCCUCCUGCUGUUGGGAAGCACACCGUGGCCAGAGAGCUGAGCGCUGAGCUGAGAGCUGUCCAUGUGACCACAGACAGUUUACUCCAGGACCAAUCAGAGCUGAGAGCACAGUACACACUGCCAGAGCAGGAGCUUCCUGCUGAGCUGCUGGUCAGACUGAUUCAACAGAGGUUGAAUGAAAUCGACUGCUUCAACAGGGGCUGGGUGUUGGAGGGAAUCCCUCAAACUCAUCUGCAGGCUCUGAGUCUCCAGCAGGCCGGAGUCCUUCCUGAACAUGUUGUGAUGUUAGAGGCUCCUGAUGACGUGUUGUUGGAGAGGACUCAGGGGAAACUGGUCGACCCGCUGACAGGAGACGUGUACCACCGGACCUUCAUCUGGCCAGCCGCCGCCGCCGUCACUCAGCGCCUGGAGAAGCAGAGUCGGUCGGAGAAGCAGCGAUUGGCUGAUCUGCAGCGUUACCGCUGUGAGGUCACAGGUCUGAUCUCGGCCUAUCAACACGUCCUGAAAGUCAUCAACUGUGAUCAGCCGCACACUGACGUCUACCAACAAGUGCUAGCAUUCGUCCGGACUCGUCGUUGCUCCAAAACUCCCAGAAUCCUCUUACUGGGUCCACCGGGGUCAGGGAAGAGUCAUCAGGCCAGACUGCUGUCAGAGAAAUUCAAGAUGGUGGAUGUGUGUUGUGGUCAGCUGUUGAGGUCUGUAGCAGCUGAUGGUUCAGUCCUGGGAGAGGAGAUCCAAACAUACCUGGAUGAUGGGAGACCAGUUCCAGACUCCCUGGUGCUCAGGGUUCUGGAGGAGCGUCUGAGCCGAGUGGACUGCAGCUGCAGAGGCUGGAUCCUCCACGGCUUCCCCCGGGACCUGCAACAAGCCAAGAGUCUACAGGAGUCCCAGCACCAGCCCAGCCGGGUUUUCCUCCUGGAGUUAACUGAUGAUGUCUGCCUGGAGAGAAUCACUCUCAGAGCUACAGAUCCAGUCAGUGGAGAGAGGUUCCACGCGGUGACUCAACCGGCUCCGAGCUCAGAGGUCCAGAACAGACUGAGGACCAGACCCGAGGACAGCAUACACACUCUAACACACACGCUGAGUCAGCACAGGAUACACACUGCAGCCCUGCAGUCUGUGUAUCCAGAUGCAGUUCAUAUUGAUGCUGAUCAGGAUCCUCACUCAGUGUUUGAGGCUCUGUCGAGCAGACUGACAGAGGACACACGUGGACACACUCCUCUAAACUGAUCCUCC